Haliotis rufescens (red abalone) is the source of this 1934-nucleotide messenger RNA. RefSeq lists its product as uncharacterized. The coding region runs from base 6 to 485 and encodes 159 amino acids. The record is from RefSeq and is a predicted model, not a curated record. The transcript has 2 exons. Lineage: Eukaryota; Metazoa; Mollusca; Gastropoda; Lepetellida; Haliotidae.
ACAAAAUGGCAGCCUCCGAGAAAACAUCAACAAGUGGCACGACCGCAACUGGACCUCUCGACAGACUACGUAGCGUGUCAAAGGAUGAUGUAUGUUUUAAAAUAUUGCCAGCACUCGGAGGCGUCAGCUACCAACUAUUUUCAGCGCACAUCAUGAAUCCUAACUGUUUCCGGGAUCUCUUUGAGGAUCGCCAUAUUGUUAUAGCCAACAGCUUGUGGUUCCAAGCCCACAUUGGCGUGGGUUUGUACAUGUUUGGAAGCAAGCACCUACAACAGGUGUCUGUCCAAAGAAGAAUACUCUACAGUGUGUUUGGUUCAUUCCUCUUCAACUUCGGAUCUGUUUUGUUUUGGGCAACAUGUAAAAGUCUGCUGUUCCCACAACCUGUCGUAAGGACAGUAUUCGGCCUUGGGUCUGGAUUUGUUCUGUUAUUUAUUGGCAGAGAAUAUGUUGAAUACAUUGAUUCCAGAUUAGCCAAAUCUUCUUGACUCAGUUCUUGAAAUACCUCUGUGCUCUAGUCAGAGUAAUGAGUGCCAGUUGAGUGUUGUGUUGAUAGUUAGACGUGAUUGCUGAUUGAGGAGGAGGGAUUGUGUGGAUUGCAUGUCUUACAUGUCACAUGUUAUAUGUUUUACAACAGCAACUUUUGAUAUUUGCAAUUUGCAAUAACCAUAUUGCUAGUGUUUCAAUUGUUUUUCAUUUUAACAUAGAACCCAUUAUUUACAAGGGUAUGCUGAAGGGGUAUUGUUUGGUUGAAAUGUGCUGUACUUAUGUUUUAGACUGCCAACUCACUUAUUUAUUUCUUAGGUUAUUGUUUAGUUUCUUGACAGAACCCUCUGAAUGUGCCUUCAUAUUCUAUUUAAGAAAUGCACUGAGCUUGAUGCAUGUGAUAGAUCAGAGGCAUUUGUUUCCAUCAAGUGUCUCUAUGUAUAAUGUAACUUAGAGUGUAUGUACAAAUUUGCAAGUAACCACACUAUUUAUAUAUGGACUGUGAAACAUGUUUUUGUUACAUGCUUGUUAUGUUGCCUUCAGAACAAUUCACCCAGGAAAUAAUUAUGCACUGCUAACCGUAUCAUGUAUUCAUUUCCAGAAAGUAACAAUUUAAAAAAAAUGUAUCCUGUAUUUAUUUUCUGAUGGAACACACUGUUUACAAGUGACAUCUUCAUAUGCAAAUACAAAAACUGAAACUGAUGACUCGUAUGUAAGGACAUGUUUUUUUCCAUGGCAAUAGAUAUUUGACUACUCUUGUACUGUUUCCUCUGUUUUAUGCAUGUGAUACGACCCGGCUGUACUCGUGACCAUCAGGAGGAACUCACCGCUGUGUUCUCAAACCAACGUGCCGACAUUAAUCAUUAUCAGAAUGAGGUCAAUGUCAUAUGUGGAUAUUUGCAAGAGAUACAUGGAAAUUCAGAAAAUAUUAAACUAAAAAAGGAAUUUUGCUUUACCUUUUUCCAGGUUGUAAUUGUUGUAGAUUAUAUGAAUUUGACAUGUUCAUCACGUCUCAUAGGAAUGAGAAAUGACAGCAUCAGAAAUUGACAUUAGUUACUGAGUCCUGGUUCAGAGAAAUUGUUUGUAGUUGUAAUGAUAUUAAGGGCACAAGUCCUGAUGGCUAGACCAGUCCCACAGAAGUUUAUGUUCUCUGGGAUAAGAAUUUUUGGACUGAAUUUCUUCAAUUAUUAUGUGUGGUUCGUUCCAUACAGUUUGAAGUGAUCAUAUGCAGAAAAUGAGAGAAUACCCAGAUGCACUUUUCCAUGUCUUCCUGUUUCUUCUGUCAAAACAUAAAAUAAGUGUUAGUUCAAAUUCAUUACGGGUAACACUUUCGGUUAUCCAGUAUAUGAUAUCUGAUAUUAUAUUAUGGUAUAUAUACUCAAGAACUAUUGGUUACCAUGUGUACAAUUAAGAAGUGAUGUCACCAGAUCUAUGUCUCUUUCACAAACUUU